Messenger RNA from Phaeodactylum tricornutum CCAP 1055/1, 2607 nucleotides. RefSeq lists its product with no specific name. The transcript has a single exon. Bases 130 to 2583 code for a protein of 817 amino acids. NCBI's taxonomy places the organism in Eukaryota, Bacillariophyta, Bacillariophyceae, Surirellales, Neidiaceae. The record is from RefSeq and is a predicted model, not a curated record. Gene Ontology annotation, molecular function: S-methyl-5-thioribose kinase activity.
CAACAAACCGGGAACCAAACCGAGCUUAUCUACUCACGAUUCUCACUUUCAAGAAAGCAGAGUAUUCGAGCAAGGACUGCAGCGCCGAUAUCGAUCGUUGCUUGGGAGUCUUUCUGAUCGACGAACAAAAUGACAGACUCUUCCCCUUCCAGCUUACGAUCGCUCAUUUAUGAUCCUUCUGGCCCUUCGUUAAAAGUUUUGGAUCAGCUAAAAGUCCCUGCAGAAAAGGCUUACAUUGAUGUAACGGACAUUCAGACAGCGUGGUCCGUCAUUCGCAAUAUGCAGAUUCGGGGUGCCCCUUUGAUUGCGAUUGUAGCCAGUCUCGGACUCGCUGUUGAUUUGGUCAGCCCUGCAUCCACCAUGGAUCUCGAUUCAAUGAUUUCCAUGCACGGUGAUAGACACGGACCAGUGAUUCUGUCGUAUAUUCAAGGCAAGAUUGAUUAUCUCGAAACGUCCCGACCCACGGCAGUCAACUUGUUCAAUGCUCUGUCCGAACUCCGACAAGCCCUUCUUCACGCCCACGACGAAACUAGCACAACCAAGACAUCGACGGAUUCGCCCCGCGAACGCAUGGUGCAGGCUGUGAUGAAGCACGCCGAAUUCAUGCUGGAACGCGAUAUGAAGGAUUGUCAACGAAUUGGCCAACAUGGAGCGGAUGAGAUUCUCCGUGACGCGGUAAACAAGGUCACGAUCUUGACGAUCUGCAACACGGGGGCCUUGGCGUGCUCGGCGUACGGCACCGCGCUCGGUGUCGUUAGGGCAGUUCGCGAGCGAGGACAACUCAAGUCCAUUAUUGCCUUGGAAACGCGUCCUUACAAUCAAGGAUCCCGCUUAACGGCGUUCGAGAUUGUUGAAGAAGAUAUGCCGGGAGGUAUUCUCAUUUGCGACAGUAUGGCUGCAGCGCUUAUGAAAAAAGGCGGCGUCGAUGCCGUCGUAGUUGGAGCCGAUCGGGUCUGUGCAAAUGGCGAUACGGCCAACAAAAUCGGCACUUACUCGCUGGCGCUAGUCGCGGCCGCCCACGAUGUCCCAGUCUACGUUGCGGCUCCGUUUACCACGCUGGACGUUUCCUUGACGCACGGCGAUCAAAUCGUGAUUGAAGAGCGACCCGGCGACGAACUCAUUUCUACCAGUCAAGCACCGUCCAGUAUUGCUGUUUGGAAUCCAGCGUUUGAUGUGACACCUGCGCGCUAUUUGGCUGGCAUCAUAACAGAAAAGGGUGUCAUUCGACCCACUGUGGAUGGAGUGAUGGACGUGGCGAGUUUUGUGGCCCGCCAUCAGGACGAGGGCGCAUCUAUAGAAGGCGUGCCCGCAGAUAUGAUCAAACUCAAGGUACCGCACGACUACUCUGAGCAGUCAACCAAAACAUUGCCUUCUUUCUUGAUCAAAAAUGCUCCUAAAGUCAUGGAUAUUUUGGGCACAACAUGUGUGGACGAUUUGGAAUGUGUCGAAGUAGGAGACGGAAAUCUGAAUCUAGUUUUCAUCGUGGCAAAUCACAAAAGCGGAAUAAAAAUGAUUGUGAAACAGUCUCUACCAUACGUGCGCUGCGUGGGCCACUCAUGGCCUCUGACGCUUGAACGCUCCUUUUUCGAGUACAAGGCGUUGGUAGCCGAAAAAGAAGCGUGUCCUAACUUUGUUCCUUCGGUUUACUACUUUUCCAAAUCCAACGGAAUCAUCGCCAUGGAAUACUUGGCCCCUCCUUGUAUCAUUUUGCGUAAAGGCCUUAUUCAGGGCAUUCGCUACCCAACUAUGGCAGCCGAUAUGGGUACAUUUUGCGCACAAACCUUUUUCAAAACAAGCGGCUUCCGACUUUCACCGACGCAGUUGCGCCAACAGGUGCAGUUUUGGAGUCGCAACGUCGAAAUGUGUGCAUUGACCGAGCAAGUAGUUUUCACUGAACCAUACAUGCAGGCCGACAACAAUCACUGGACGACCCCGCAGUUGGAUGAAGAUAAGAAGGCGAUUGAGAAUGACAACGUACUCAAAGUGGCGGCGGCAAUGUGGAAGGCCAAGUUUUUGUCCAAAACUCAAUCGUUGAUCCACGCCGAUUUACAUACCGGGUCGGUCAUGUGUGCACCAGAGCCUGGUAAAACCUACGUGAUUGAUCCGGAAUUUGCCUUUUACGGACCAAUGGGUUUCGACACAGGUGCUUUUGUGGCGAAUCUAGUAUUAGCAUAUGUUUCGCAGCCCGGCCACGCUAAUGGCGAUGACUAUGCUACCUGGAUUUUAGAGCAGAUCGCUGUCUUCUGGAACACACUCGUUGCGCAAUUUGUGGCUCUCUGGAAAGACCCGUUGGAGCAUACAGGUUUCCUGUACGGUGCCGAAACCCUCGAAUCUGCAUCCUAUGAGUGUCAAGUAGCCUUCUUUUCCGACCUUUUGACCGAUACGCUCGGUUUUGCAGGAAUGAAGAUGCUGCGGCGUGUUGUCGGCAUCGCUCACGUGGAAGACUUGGAAAGCAUUGAGGACGCGGAAGUCCGAUCCCAGUGUGAACGGCGUGCCAUUGAAAUUGCCAAAAAGUUUAUCAAGUCGGCUGAAUCAUUUAGAUCGAUCGAGGAAGCCAUAGAGUGUGCGCGUAGUCAGCAGUAAAACGUAGCACGUAGGAUUGCCACC